AUGCUACGGACUUUGUCCCACACUUUCUGCGUUCAUCAUGGCGUACAUUAUGCAAACUCAACCUCUAGGACGAUGCUUAUGUCUUCGCUCUUGCAAAAUCGAAUGCGGAUAUUAAGCACAUUACGUGAAGACGAUAAAACGUCGAUAUUACUGCAAGUAAAAGAUGGUCCAGGUGCAUUACAGGAGACGCUUAAGUUUUUCUGGAAACACGACGUCAACAUGACGCGGAUCGAGUCUCGUCCUUCUAAGGGCCAAAAUAUGGAUUACAACUUUUAUAUUGAUUUUGAGGGCAAAAGUGGUCAGGCUCAUGUUGACGAGCUGAUUACCGACCUUCAAGGAAACUGUUUGGACGUCAUGGUAUUGAAUGAUAAACAAGUUCCAUGGUUUCCUCGCAAAUUGCACGAGUUAGACCGUUCGGUUGCCAAUAUAUUGGACGCUGGAACUGAUUUGGAGUCCGACCAUCCAGGAUUUAGCGACAAAGAGUAUCGGAAGCGUCGCAAUAUGUUUGCAGAAAUUGCUCAAAAAUAUCACCAAGGGGACCCAAUUCCUCGUCUGGAGUACACGCAAGAUGAGAUCAAUACGUGGGGUGUCAUAUACAAUCGAAUGAAAAAAUUGUGGAAGCGACACGCGUGCGAUGAAUUUAAUUACAUCAUUCCGCUGCUUGAAAGCAAUUGCGGAUACGCCGAGAAUAAUAUUCCGCAGCAAGAGAAUAUUUCGAAUUUUCUCAAAGAGUGCACGGGCUUUACUUUGCGUCCUGUUGGUGGUUUGUUAUCGUCGCGCGAUUUUCUGAAUGGUCUCGCAUUUCGUGUAUUCUUUUCGACUCAGUACAUUCGUCACCAUUCGAUGCCGCUGUAUACGCCAGAGCCCGACAUUUGCCAUGAACUUAUGGGUCACGCCCCAAUGUUUGCUGAUCCCGACUUUGCAGAUUUUUCGCAUGAAAUUGGCCUCGCCUCUCUUGGAGCAUCGGACGAAGAAAUCCUGCGUCUUGCUACGUGCUAUUGGUUUUCCGUAGAAUUUGGUAUCAUAAAGCAGCGUGGUGAAUACAAAGCCUAUGGUGCUGGCCUACUUUCAAGCUUCGGGGAGUUGGAAUACGCUUGUGCUACUGAUCGGACUGCAGGCAGUGAGUUGCCUGAAUACCGUCCUUGGGACCCUUUCUUGGCCUACAAGCAAAAGUAUCCGAUCACAACCUAUCAGCCUGUCUACUAUGUUGCUAACAGUCUGUGUGAAGCGAAGGAAAAGAUGCGUGUUUUCUGUGAAGACUUGAAAAAACCGUUUCAAGCUCGUUACGAUCCCUACUCUCAGACAGUUUUGAUUGACCGUGCGGUCCAACGCCAGGAAUUGCAGCCUUUAAGGCUAUAUUUGAGUUGUUUUGAAAUUCUGGUCACAGAGCACAAUUCGACUACAGAACAAUGGAUGCGUGAAGCUCUUGAUAGCCGGGUGAUCAUUCAAGAAUUAAAAACGCAGAAUGAAAAACUCCAACGAGAGGCGUUCAGACUGAACUUUAAAAUGAACAUGAUGUAUGAGAGUUGUGCAGACCUUAAAGUUCUGGAUCGCCUUGGAGACUUGAUGCAACGCAAGAUGCAGGAAUAUCAAUCAAGUCAAGUAGCGCGCAAUGAAUUUGCUUCAAUGAAUGCACUUAAUGCGUUAAAUUAUCCUGCGAAGAAAAGCGGCUUGGAUGAUGAAGGUUUAGUAUCCAGCCCAAGCAAAUUUCAGGAUGGUGGAGCUCUUCCAGGCAGCUACAAAGGCCAGACACCUCGAGAAAAUUUCCAUCGAGUUCGAGUUUUUGAAGCUGAGGAAGCGAAAUUACGAGACCAGCUUGACAUUUUUGGGAUUCCAAAGUUGCAGCAGCAGAAGGCUGGAAACUACUGUCCAACUCAACAAAGACUCGGGGACACAAUUGACAAGCUACUAGUAUCUGCAGAAGAGGCAAAUUCACCUAUGAAAAGUGCGAGGCAAGAAACGCAACGUACGUAUGGACGCGCGUCUAUGGGCCAUAGCACAGGAAUUGUUGGGUCGAGUAGAGUCCAAAGUUAA
Messenger RNA from Plasmopara halstedii, 2034 nucleotides. RefSeq names its product phenylalanine 4-monooxygenase. The transcript has 17 exons. Gene Ontology annotation, biological process: L-phenylalanine biosynthetic process. Lineage: Eukaryota; Oomycota; Peronosporomycetes; Peronosporales; Peronosporaceae. The record is from RefSeq and is a predicted model, not a curated record. Gene Ontology annotation, molecular function: iron ion binding; oxidoreductase activity, acting on paired donors, with incorporation or reduction of molecular oxygen, reduced pteridine as one donor, and incorporation of one atom of oxygen; prephenate dehydratase activity. Bases 1 to 2034 code for a protein of 677 amino acids.